Emericellopsis cladophorae is the source of this 1017-nucleotide messenger RNA. Its product is annotated as Interferon-induced GTP-binding Mx. The transcript is spliced from 5 exons. The record is from RefSeq and is a predicted model, not a curated record. NCBI's taxonomy places the organism in Eukaryota, Fungi, Ascomycota, Sordariomycetes, Hypocreales, Bionectriaceae. The coding region runs from base 1 to 1017 and encodes 338 amino acids.
AUGAACGGCUUCUUUCCUGACUAUGAUUCUCACAUCGGGCGCUUGACCGUUGGCGUCCACCGUCUUGACCGAAAGAAUGUCAGCAGUGCCUUCUUCCCGUUGCGUCCUGCCUUUGGCACCGACGGGACCAAGGUGAUCGUUUGGGCAACUAUUUCCCCAUCUCUGUCGGCAAAUCGACUUUCAUGGAGCGUGCUGCCCGAUGAUCGACUGGGAAUUCCGGCACUGCGCGCUCGUAUCCAGGAGCUCCUCAUGAGUCGCACGAAGAGCGAGACCCCCAAAAGGGCUCUGCUCGGCAAGAUCGCAUCUCGCAUGCAGGGACUCCUCAUGAGCCGCACGAAGAGCGAGAUCCCACGGUCAAGUUCAGCGAUCCAGACACGCAGCAUCAGGACAUUGACCUACAAUCGGGCGGAGCAACCCAGCAGCGUGCCCUUCCCUGACGCGGAUGAGGAUGCAAAAAUGCAGUGGAAGCGCCUCAACAUGAAACCGGCCCUCCUCAUCAGAGAAGAGCUUGACCUCAAGAAUCGGGCAGGUUUCUCCAGCCAUGCGAGCACCCCAGCAGCGUGUCUUUCCCUGACGCACUCGAAGCGCCCUGAUCCCACGGUCAAGUUCAAGAUCCAGACACGCAGCAUCAGGACAUCGAGACAGAAUCGGGCGAAUUUCUCCAGCCAAGAUGACCAGCUCUCGCGCUCUGAUAGCUCGUCGAAGUACUCGAGCUACUCGACAUACUUCAGCACGCAUGGCGGUCAUGCCAAUGAGAGUGACGGGACCACUCCGUUUGGCUUUGCCGGCGUUCCCAAUCUCCAAUCGCCAACAUUUUCCGUAUUCGACGAGGCUGCCUUGGACACGAAUACAUUCAUGACCACACAACCCAACGGCGUUCCCAAUCUCCAAUCACCAACAUUUUCCGCAUUCAACGAGGCUGCCUUUGGCAUGAAUACAUUCAUGACUGCCGACGGCCAGUCUGCUUGUCCCAACUCCCUGGACGAGUGGCACGACCGCAUCCACCACCAAGUCUGA